Messenger RNA from Symbiodinium pilosum, 951 nucleotides. Lineage: Eukaryota; Dinophyceae; Suessiales; Symbiodiniaceae. The record is from the annotation of a GenBank genome assembly.
AUGAGCCGCACGGGAUCCGUUGGCUUUCAGUGGGGCAUCGCAGGGGGCACCACCAUCGGACUGCCGCCUGUGUACCACCAUGGCAGUGAAGAGCUGAAGCAGCGAGUCAUGCCUCCGUGCGUAAAGGGCGAGAAGGUCUGCUGCCUUGCCAUCACUGAGCCCACAGCUGGCAGCGAUGUGGCCAACUUGAAGAAGUGGAUCACAAACGGCAUCUUUGCCGACUACUUCACCGUGGCCUGCCGCACGGGAAAGCCUGGUGUGGGUGGCAUCAGCUUGCUUUUGGUAGAGAAGGACAUGCCUGGCGUGGAGACUCGCAAGAUGAAGUGCUCAGGCGCCUGGUCAUCCGGCACCACCUACAUCACCUUCGAUGAUGUCAAAGUGCCCAAGGGCAACCUGCUUGGCAAGGAGGGCAAGGGCUUCCAGUACAUGAUGCAGAACUUCAAUCACGAGCGCUUCGCCUUCUGCGCGAUGAGCACGCGCUUCGCGCGCGUAUGCCUCGAAGAGUCCCUGAAGUUUGCGGGCAAGCGCAAGACCUUCGGCAAGACGCUCAUCCAGCACCCCGUGAUUCGAUGGAAGGUCGCAGAGAUGGCCCGUCAAAUCGAGGCCACCCACAACUGGCUGGAGUGGAUCACCUUCCAGCUCGCAACUAUGCCCAAAAUUGAGGCCAUGCUGAAGCUUGGAGGACACACGGCCCUUUGCAAGGUCCAGUGCACCAAGGUCAUGGAGUACUGCGCAAGAGAGGCGGCUCAGAUCUUUGGAGGCCUGUCCUACUCCCGGGGAGGUCAGGGAGAGAAGGUCGAGAGGCUGAACCGAGAAGUUCGCGCCAUGGCCAUUCCGGGAGGCUCCGAGGAGAUCAUGCUGGACCUGGGCGUCAAGCAGUCCACAAAGCUAGCACAGAUGGCCAAGAUGUUCGCCGAAGCUGCACCCCAGCCGGCGGCCGCCAAGCUGUGA